Molecule: messenger RNA, 2308 nt
Organism: Xenopus laevis (African clawed frog)
Lineage: Eukaryota; Metazoa; Chordata; Amphibia; Anura; Pipidae
Gene: foxj2.L
Product: forkhead box J2 L homeolog
Biological process (GO): regulation of transcription by RNA polymerase II; regulation of DNA-templated transcription
Cellular component (GO): nucleus
Molecular function (GO): sequence-specific DNA binding; DNA binding; DNA-binding transcription factor activity
Source: RefSeq, marked provisional
AUUCCCCCCAUCCAGAAACCCUGUCGUUCCCCCCUCCCCAGCCUUUGCCGUGGAGAGGGGGCGACCCCGGAGAAGAGAAUAGGAGAGGAGCUGCACAAUCUCCAAGAUGGCGUCCGAUCUGGGCAGCAGCCUCACUUCCAUAGACUGGCUUCCGCAGCUCACAAUCCAAACUGCGAUGAAGGGAUCCCAACAGAACAGUGCAGGGCGUAAGGGCCCAGGAUCCCCCACAGAUCCCAGUGCCAUGCUUAGCAAAGAGGAAGCAGCGGUGCACCGAGAUGGAAAGCCCCCUUACAGCUAUGCCAACCUCAUCCAGUACGCCAUCAAUUCUGCCCCAGCCAAACGCAUGACCCUCAGUGAGAUCUACCGCUGGAUCUGUGACAACUUCCCGUAUUAUCGGAAUGCUGGGGUAGGCUGGAAGAACUCAAUACGACACAAUCUGUCCUUAAAUAAAUGCUUCAGGAAAGUUCCACGGCCCAGAGAUGAUCCAGGAAAGGGAUCCUACUGGAUGAUUGACAGUUGCCCCAAAGAAGAUGUAACUCUGCCUCGCAGGAAAAGGCCGCAUCCAGACGAUGAGGUUUCCCAGGAUUCAUUUGAACAAGAAGUCAACAAAAGCCCCCUGAGCUCGGCCAAUGAGGUGACCAUGCCCCAAGAAGGCACCCAAGGGCAUCCUAUGAACAACAACUCCCCGCUCCCUACCUACAGCCAGGCCAACCCCACUCAGAUGCCACCAGAUUCCCGGGCUCCUCCAUACAACAACAACGACUGCUACAAGUUCUCCUUCUCAGAAAGCACCUUCCCGGAUCUGAGCUGUUCCUUCCGGAGUCUGUAUCACUCUCUGCUGGGCAAACAGGGGGAAAGAGGAGACAAGGAUCUGUACAACUCUAUGCAGAGCAAGCAGGUUCUGCCCCCACUACAUUCUGAAGUACAGUCAUCGAGCUGCUGUAUGUACCAGCAGAAUGCUGGUGCGGCUCCCUCUAAUCUGCACCCCCACAACGUUCCCAGCAUCAGUGGCCCGCCUCAUCCUCACCAUCAAGCUCAACACCAGCAACCUUCUUAUCUGCCCCAGCAGCAAAUGCCUCGCCCCCCAGUUCCUGGCAUGUCUUUGGGGCUUCCCAGUGACUGGUGCUCGAAUAUUGACUCCUUAAAGGAAAGCUUCAAGAUAGUCAGCAGUUUGGAUUGGUCCACUGUGGAUCUGUCCCAAUUCUCAGAUCUGAUGGAGAGUCUGCGUCAGGCUGAACUGAAGAACUGGAGCCUGGACCAGGAUCACAUUGCCAGCCUAUGUGAUUCCCUAAGCCAUCUCCUGAGUACGACUGGCCUCCUCCCCCAAAACCAUGGACAGCCUCCAUCUUGCCAGGCUCCCUGUAUGCCACCAACUACCAGCAGUGCCUGCGCUCUACGGGGAGGGAAGCCUGGACAUAACAUGGCAGUAAAUGCAUACGGGCCUCCCGUGUCCUGCGGUCACACCUUCACCGUUUCCUCCGGUUAUCCCAUCCAGUCGCAGGCACCACCAAUCUAUAGCCAGCAAGGACGCCACCCACAACGCGCUUUGUACCCACCCCAACGUCCGACACUUCGUUACCCACAGAGCAGCGACGACAUUCAGGAUGAUUUUGACUGGGACUCCAUUGCCUAGAGACAUUUACUCACAAAACAGAGAGAUGCGAGGGGCCACAGUGCUCCCUCCCUGUGUAUAAUAUAUAUGAGUAUAUAUAAAUGUAUAUCUUCGCCCGACAAUCAGGGACAAAAGCCACAACCGUACCACGUGGGAACGGUCAGUUUUCUCAACUAAGACCCCAUCCACUAUACCACAGCCUAAUGCCUUUUGCUGCAUUGUGAAGAUUGUGACUUCCCAGCCAAUGUAUCUGCCAUUAGCAAAGCCUGGAUGUGCCAGAGGGAAGGGCACCCGCUGGGAGAAGCAUGGGUAACUCCAUUUAUUUACAUGGCACACUGGCAGGACAGUGGAAGAUUCCCAACGAGAUGGACCCAGAUAUAUAAACAGUUGUGCCCACAGUUGUGUCUCAUUAACGAAUCUCAUGUUUUGGGAUUUCCUUAUUAUUAUUUACGUGUGUGUGCGUGUGACCCUUAAUUGUGCGUUGGACUGCAAGCUGGACCCGAAGAAGAGUUCAUUCUAGUAUUAAGCACCGCCUUAUCCUCUUCUCCCACUGUGUUUAUACGGUGCCUUGGAUCCCUACUAGCAAGUGCCGCUCACACUCAAUCCGUGCGCAUACAGACAGGAACACAAAUAAUGCUGCAGGUACAAAGGGGUUAACAGGAAAGUGUACCUAAAAUACAAGCUGCUUCGAAAUGA